Molecule: messenger RNA, 1012 nt
Organism: Ananas comosus (pineapple)
Lineage: Eukaryota; Viridiplantae; Streptophyta; Magnoliopsida; Poales; Bromeliaceae
Product: chlorophyll a-b binding protein of LHCII type 1
Exons: 2
Coding region: 91-891 (266 amino acids)
Biological process (GO): photosynthesis, light harvesting in photosystem I; response to light stimulus
Cellular component (GO): plastoglobule; chloroplast thylakoid membrane; chloroplast envelope
Source: RefSeq, a predicted model, not a curated record
CAACAGCAUUUGUUCUCCACACCACCACAACCCACAACCAAUCCUCUCACCUCUCGCCGGCACAGCAAACACCGAAAGAGAGCCCAACCGAUGGCCGCCACGAUGUCGCUCUCGUCCCCCGCCCUCGCCGGCACUCCGGUCAAGCUGGCCCCCACCGCCUCCAACAUCCUCGGCGACGGCCGCGUCACCAUGCGCAAGACCGGCGCCAGGCCCAAGCCCGCCGCCUCCGGGAGCCCGUGGUACGGCCCGGACCGCGUCAAGUACCUCGGCCCAUUCUCUGGCGAGCCCCCGUCCUACCUCACUGGUGAGUUCCCCGGUGACUACGGGUGGGACACUGCAGGGCUCUCUGCUGACCCCGAGACCUUCGCCAAGAACCGCGAGCUCGAGGUCAUCCACUGCAGGUGGGCCAUGUUGGGUGCUUUGGGCUGCGUCUUUCCUGAACUUUUGGCCCGUAACGGGGUCAAAUUCGGCGAGGCCGUGUGGUUCAAAGCUGGAGCCCAGAUCUUCAGCGAGGGCGGCCUGGACUACUUGGGCAACCCGAGCCUGAUCCACGCGCAGAGCAUCUUGGCCAUCUGGGCUUGCCAGGUCAUCCUCAUGGGCGCCGUCGAGGGCUACCGGAUUGCGGGUGGCCCUCUUGGUGAGGUGACCGACCCGCUUUACCCCGGCGGGAGCUUCGACCCACUAGGAUUGGCUGAUGACCCCGAGGCCUUUGCGGAGCUGAAGGUGAAGGAGAUCAAGAACGGCCGGCUCGCAAUGUUCUCGAUGUUCGGGUUCUUUGUGCAGGCGAUCGUGACCGGCAAGGGCCCGUUGGAGAACCUCGCCGACCACCUCGCUGAUCCAGUGAACAACAAUGCUUGGGCUUACGCCACCAACUUCGUCCCCGGCAAGUGAGAGCCGAAAGUCCACAUCAGCGCCGAAUUGAUGUGGUUGGUUGGAUUGUUAAGGGAUGGUGUAAAAUGAGCAAAUUGUGUACUAAUAUUGUAUCAAGGAAUGUUCUUUGAUUGCCAAAUCA